Chlorella variabilis is the source of this 444-nucleotide messenger RNA. RefSeq lists its product as hypothetical. The record is from RefSeq and is a predicted model, not a curated record. Gene Ontology annotation, cellular component: cytoplasm. Gene Ontology annotation, molecular function: ATP binding; protein kinase activity. The transcript is spliced from 5 exons. Lineage: Eukaryota; Viridiplantae; Chlorophyta; Trebouxiophyceae; Chlorellales; Chlorellaceae. The annotation marks the transcript as partial. Gene Ontology annotation, biological process: signal transduction; protein phosphorylation.
GCCAAGGGCAUGCUGUGCCUUCAUGUCCACAACCCACCCAUCCUGCACCGCGACCUGAAGUCUCCCAACCUCCUGGUGGAUGCAGCGUGGCGGGUCAAGGUCUGCGACUUCAACUUGUCCAAGCUGCUGGAAGAAAGCGUGCGGUCCAGCUCCGCAGGCGGCCUGCUCAACCCGCGCUGGCUGGCGCCCGAGGUGCUGAUGGGUCAGAACGCCACCGCCGCCAGCGACGUUUUCUCCUUUGGAACGGUUCUGUGGGAGCUUCUGACCUGGCAGCUGCCGUGGGAGGGUGCCAACUUGUACCAGGUGAGGCAGGCACACCUGACGCACAACGGGAGGCAUCUGCUGCCUGACGAGUUUGGCACGUAUGUGGCGCUCAUCCAGCGCUGCUGGGCACAGGAUCCCUCUGAGCGUCCCAGUUUUGCUGACAUCAUCACAGAGCUUAGG